Molecule: messenger RNA, 3900 nt
Organism: Megalobrama amblycephala (Wuchang bream)
Lineage: Eukaryota; Metazoa; Chordata; Actinopteri; Cypriniformes; Xenocyprididae
Gene: slc41a3
Product: solute carrier family 41 member 1
Exons: 10
Coding region: 1862-3211 (449 amino acids)
Biological process (GO): monoatomic cation transport
Cellular component (GO): plasma membrane
Molecular function (GO): monoatomic cation transmembrane transporter activity
Source: RefSeq, a predicted model, not a curated record
CUUUUUUCUAUAAAUUCUACUUUUUGUCUUGGAAUUCUGAGGUUAUAUCUCGCAAUUCUGACUUUUUUUCUUGGAAUUUUGAGUUUUUCCAUAUGAAUUGAGUGGUUUAGUUCAAAUUUCGCUACAUUAUGAACAUAUUGAUGAACAAGCUCAACCAUACUUGCUUGACACGCGAGAACAAACCUCUUGCGAAAGCUCAAACGUGCUGCGUAACAAGAAUGAACCUCAUUGGUUCUCGCAUGUCAAGCGAACAUGGGAUUUGGAAUAUACGACACGUGUUGCAUGGGACCAUUCUAUGAUACUUUUCCAUCUUUUUUAAAAAGCUUGAUGCUGGUCGCUAUGCUUUGCCAUUAUAUGGAUGAGUGCGAGCGGGACAUUUUUGUUUUUAAAUUCUUUAGUCCUUUAGUAUUAGAACAACACCAGGGUGAGUAAUUUAUGUCUUAAUUUUCAUUUUAGGGUGAACUAUCCCUUUAACUCAAAAUUGAGAGAUGUAAACUUGGAAAUAAAGUCAGAAUAGUUUGAUAAAAAGUCCUAGUUUGUUACCUUUUUAGUUUUUUUAUUCCAAUGGCAGAAAAAAUAUUGACAAAAAAACUAUUCUUUUGAAGAACGCCUGCCUAAAAAUCCUUGUCAUAGAACCGGUUUUCAUUUAAUAGUCUUAAGUGAUGCUGUGUCCUGAUGGUGUUUAAUGAAUGCGUUCAGAGGUGUGUGUUGGUGAUGUGGGUCUGGAUUUGCUGCGUCACUGUGCCGUCCUCACGACCGAGCUGGGGUUGUUUUUAGCUGAAUCAUGCCCCUCUUCCCAACGUGUCCUCUACGCACUGGCAAGCGGUAGAGUGGUGAGUAAUCGAACAACGCCGCUUUUACAACCCCAUGGGUUCUCAAUCUGUCUCUUUGUCUCUCAUACACACACUCUGUUCUUUCUUGCUCUCCUCUUUCGUCUUUCCCCCCUCUCGUCCUUCUGCCAAGCACUCAGCCCAUUCAUAGCUGAUAAGACAGGUUCAGAUAUACGUCAGAGGAGACAUUAGCAGAGAGCAGGACAGGGGGACAGACGCAUGACUCUGAGCAGAUGAAACGGUUGAUAGGAAGUAAUAAGGGUCAGACUAGUGACUGUUAAAGGGCCUGAUGCACCGAUGAGGAGGGGGUGAAGAGGACUGCCCACAGGAGCGAGUGGAAAAAAGCCUCAACAUGUGUUUCUGUCACGUUCUGGACCUGUUAGUCCAGGCCUGGUGACGGAGAGGUUUUUAAAUCGACGUCGAGCCGGGCAGGACUGUUUGUCUUGUGAGUCACGACUCCUGUGGCGGAGACAAGAUGCGCUUUGGAGAUUGUAGCGCUCGUGUACAUGGAGGUUCCAGCGACCUGCGAGUGAAAAAAGCGGCAGCUUGGGAAUUAUUCUAAGAGUCCUCAAAGGACAACUUGAUACUUCAUCUCAUCAGGCAUAUGACGAGUCCUGAAGUUUUUAAAGUGGAUUUGAUGCUCAGAGAACCAACUAAGGAGAAGGAGAUAUACUCAGUUGGGACUUUUGAAUGUGAAGGUUCCUGUUGGAUUUUGUUGGAAACCCAUGUGACAUUGAUAGAUGAACAAAUGAAAUCUUCAAGAAGAACUGAAAUAUACUGUGUGCAUCAGCCAACUUUUUGGGCCUUUGCUAUCGUGGGACAAUCUGAAGAUACUAAAUUGCUUUUAAUCUUAAGAACAUCCUGUCUUUCUGAGUCAGCAUAUUAUUUUUCUUCUUCCUAAUUUGUCUUGAGCUUCUUAUUUUGUUUUGAGACGUUUAUGAAAGGAACAUUCAGCUAUCUAGGAGUGUGUUAAAAGCUUCCAGGAACCCUCGUCGAACCUUCCAGUCACGUUGGGUUAUGGGGUAACAGAGAUGGUGGUCACUCAGUUAGAGCUGGAGCUCUGUUAUCAGGGGAAGAAGCUCAGAGGUUUCACCUGCAAGCUCACCCGUUCGGCUCAUGGCUUCCUGCCGGAGAGCUCGUACAUCAUCGCUGCGCAGGUCUUGCUGCCGUAUCUGCUGGGCGGCCUGGGGAUGGUGGCGGCCGGUAUCGUCAUGGACAUUGUCCAACAUUGGGAUGUGUUUAAGGUGAUCACAGAGGUGUUUAUCCUGGUACCCGCUCUGGUCGGGCUCAAAGGAAACCUGGAGAUGACUCUAGCAUCUCGUCUCUCUACUGCUGCUAACACCGGACAGAUGGACGACCCCAAACAGCAGUGGCUGAUGGUGACCUGUAACCUUGCUCUUAUUCAAGCUCAGGCCACUGUGGUGGGUAUCCUGGCAGCUCUUGCGGCUGUAGGGCUUGGUGCUCUGUCCAGAGGGGGUAUAGAGCUGGACCAGGCGGCUGUCCUGUGUGCUAGCAGUGUUACCACUGCAUUUGUGGCUGCUCUGUCCUUAGGUCUGGUGAUGAUUGGUGUGAUCAUUGGCUCCAGGAAGGUGGGCAUCAACCCUGAUAAUGUGGCCACCCCGAUAGCAGCCAGUCUAGGAGAUCUCAUCACACUUUCUCUAUUGGCUGGAGUCAGCAGCACAUUGUUCCAGUACAGAGAUGUGUGGUAUUUGUCUCCGUUGGUGUGUGUCUUCUUCCUGCUGCUCAUUCCUGUCUGGGUGCUCAUCGCUAGACGGAGUCCACAGAUUAAAGAGGUUCUGAAGUCCGGCUGGCAGCCUGUUAUAGUGGCCAUGUCCAUCAGCAGUUUCGGAGGCCUUAUUCUUGAUAAGACUGUGAGCGAUCCCAACUUUGAGGGCAUGGCGGUCUUCACACCAGUCAUAAACGGUGUGGGGGGGAAUCUGGUGGCCAUCCAGGCCAGUCGGAUCUCCACCUACCUUCAUUUCUUGAGUGUACCUGGAGUCCUGCCCUAUAAGAUGAGACAGCACUGGCCCAACCCCUGUGUCACAUUCUUCUCCUCAGGCGUGAACUCAAAGUCAGCGCGGGUGCUAUUCCUCCUGGUUGUCCCAGGUCACCUCUUGUUUCUUUUCGCCAUUAAUAUGCUUCAAGGAGGUCACACUGCCAUCACACCAACAUUUACCUGCUGCUACCUGGGUGCUGCUCUGCUUCAGGUCGGGAUCCUCAUUUAUACGGCGGACUUGAUUGUGCGUUUGGUGUGGAGGAAAGGUCUGGACCCUGAUAACUUCUCCAUCCCAUACCUGACUGCAUUGGGAGACCUGUUGGGCACGGGUUUCCUCGCCCUGUGUUUCCAUCUGGUCAUGUUAGUGGAGGGGCUCGGCUUGUAAAAUGUUAGACCUCCAGCUCUCCGUUCACGGGACCGUUGCCACCCAGGCUGGCUGCAGUGGCUUUGGAGAUUCAUACUUUUCUGUGGGAAGCUCAUGAGUAUGAAGUAUGAACCACAUUGUUUCUGUGCUUACAGGAUAGGUUGACUAGAAAUAUGAAAUACACUUUUGAUCAUUGGCAGGUAUGGACUACUACCUGGCGGUCUGUAACAUGAUUAUAUUCUAGGUGUGUUGUCCUUUUGCUUCAAUGAUGCUGCUCUCAUACACACUAGUCACCUGAUUACUGUACAUUAAGGUCUAACUUUAGGUGCGAGUGUCACAAAAUUUUAUGUGCCAUGUAUAAAUUAAAUUUGAAGUUUACAAGAUAUAAAACCCUGAAGGAUUCUAGGACAUCUCUGGCGAAUAUUGUUUUUAAGUAUCUGAUUCAGGAUUGAUUUUAAAGUAUCAAAACUUUUGAAGGUCAUUCCUUUGCUGUUUUAGUAACUAUAUACAAGAUCAUAAGUGCUGCUACAUAUUUUUACUAGAUACAAUAUCUCAUAUACAGAGGGCCCAAUGUACCUCUCAGUUUGUAAUUUUUUUGCACCUAAAAUAUUUUCUCGAAAUACCACACUUUAGAAAAAAGGUGAAAUAACUAUCGUAGUAAUGAAUGUAAUUGGUAGUUCACAUGAAUAAAUUGAUGACAAUGACAACGA